AUGAGUUUUGCAAGCCCUCCCAUUGCUCCAGUUACAUCGUUCGGCACUCAUCACUCCGUUGUUGUUGUUGUUGUUUCGUGGUGUUUCAACGGGUGUUUUACCGCGUGUGCUUUGAGGCCAUUGGGGUCGUUGGUUGCAGAGAACGAGUUGCGCCAUUUCUUGAAGCUUGCACGGCCAGAGUGGUCCAAACCACGUCGUAGAGGACGCAGCGACAUUGUCCGUGUGUUAGCGAAGUUGAAGGCAGUCGGUGUCAACGACAUUGACACUUUGAUAAGGAAGGUGGAGAAGAACACCAUCAAUGAGGAAUUGUACAACAAGGGCUUAAUGCCAUUGAGCCGAGCCGCAUUGGACUCAAUCAGAAGGCAGAAAACCUUCAUGCAGGCACUUGAGUCUGUUGACGUCCCAAACAUCCGGCAGGUUGGCGUGUUCGACCCCGUCGCGCAGAUGCUGUCCCGGAAACCCUUGCCAAAUGCAACAACUAGCACACGACGUUCCUCGCCGUCUAGACGUGAGGAAGGAAGGAGAAGCCUUCGCCAAAGCUUGCCUGCCAGUACCGCUGAAGGGACAAGUAUCACGCCCUUCAUACCCGAUUUGUCGCCACCAGGGAGGCCGUGUUUGUUUCCACGGCUUCGGGGAGCAGCUUCUUCCAGGCCUGGCAGGCUAUCCCCGCUGGACGCCCAUGCUGCGACAGACGGCUUCUCGCACCUUUCCUCAACGGAGCCAGGCCAGAUAGGUCGCUCUAAAUCUUUCUCAACAUCUGAGAACUUGGUGGGCGGGAGCGCUUUCGGCAGCUCGCGGGAAAGCAAGGUGACUUGGUCCGCCACCUUGCCGGCGGGACAGCUGGAUGUGGACGAUGUAGAAGUGGGCGAAAGCUUGCGCAUCUCGAAGAGAGCGAGCACAACACCGCUGUUGCCCGACGCCGGAGCUUCUGCGCGCAUGUCAGUUUUAUCGCGAUCCACUGACAAUCAUCAUCGUGGCGUCCAACCUCCUAGUAUGGAUGAGAUGCUGGCCUUGCAGCGAGCUGGCCAGCGAAUCCUUCAAAAUCUCGAGGACCGGCGUGGGUCAGCUGCGAAAUGGAGUCCCAAGAGCUGCAAAACUCCGCUUGAGCAGGGGGAGGACAUGCUGCUGGAGCAAGUGGCUUUGGACGAGCGUGAGCGCCUUGUUAGACUCGUAAAGUCGAAGUCAAAUCCAUCAGAUCCCUUCAGGGGACAUAUUGCUCAAAACAUCAAGCUUCGAUUGGAGCAGACGGCAAACAACGAUUCGACUGAGGGCCUGGCCAUAAACCAACGGUGCUUGAACAUCCGCAAGCAGCUGGCAGGUAUGGUGAACGCCCGGAAGGAACUGGCGUCCCUGCGAGCGAAGGUCCAUCUUCUGAUGGAGGAGCCUCUUCUUCCCAAGCUCAUUCUGGACUCCUAUGGGCUUUUUGCUGAGCUCACUGAGGCAAGGGAUCAAUAG
Messenger RNA from Symbiodinium pilosum, 1455 nucleotides. NCBI's taxonomy places the organism in Eukaryota, Dinophyceae, Suessiales, Symbiodiniaceae. The record is from the annotation of a GenBank genome assembly.